Vanrija pseudolonga is the source of this 810-nucleotide messenger RNA. RefSeq lists its product as uncharacterized. The record is from RefSeq and is a predicted model, not a curated record. Gene Ontology annotation, cellular component: motile cilium; ciliary basal body. Bases 1 to 810 code for a protein of 269 amino acids. Lineage: Eukaryota; Fungi; Basidiomycota; Tremellomycetes; Trichosporonales; Trichosporonaceae. The transcript is spliced from 3 exons. Gene Ontology annotation, biological process: positive regulation of cell motility; regulation of cilium beat frequency involved in ciliary motility; cilium assembly.
AUGUCCCUCCUCUCCGGCACCGUGCAGCCGCCGCUGCUCACGCUGCUCAACACGGCCGGCGGGCUCUCGCCCUUGUGGCACGCGCACGUCGGAGCUGACCCCCGCUCGCUGGUCGAGGUGCUCGAGGACAGCGAGUACCCCCGCGCCGAGGGCAGCUCGUCCGCAGCCACGCACGUCCCGAAACACGCUCAGCGGGGAAGCGUCGCCGGACGCGUCGUGCACCUCCAGAGCGCCGAUAUCGGGGACACGUACCUCCAGGCCGGGGCCAGCGUGAGCCGUAAAGCCAAGGGCAAGGCGCCGGCUUCGGCGCCGCUCGGGGUCGAGCUCCCCUGGCUUGGGUUGCAGAUCAAGCCUCUUGGCCGGCGCGGGCUGAGCGUCGAGGUCGGCGUGCUUGACUCGCGCGGACGGGAGGGCGCGAUCCGUCUCUCGUCUUGGCUGGAGCACCCGAGACUGCGGACGAGCUCGACCCCGCCGCUGCUCCAUCUCCCGCUCGCGCUGCCUACCGACGCCGCACGGCUGACGGACUGGGUGGAGGUGUGCGUCAACCUAGCGCCGUUGAUACCCCUGUUCAGGUCAAUACCGAGCGACGACGAUGACGCCGACGACGGCCGGGAGAGGAAGAAACCCCGCCUGUCGACCACGGCGCACGCCGCCCUCCCGCAGGGCGCGCUCGCGUCCAUCUCGUAUGUCCGCGUGUAUGCCAACUGCCGAUUACGGAGGGUAUGGUGUGCGCGGGAUGGACAGCGCACGGUCGACGCCGUGGCGGGGGACGAGUGGGCGUUGGUCGCGGCUGCGGGGGCGGCGGCGUAG